Ruditapes philippinarum (Manila clam) is the source of this 2024-nucleotide messenger RNA. RefSeq lists its product as uncharacterized. The record is from RefSeq and is a predicted model, not a curated record. The transcript is spliced from 4 exons. NCBI's taxonomy places the organism in Eukaryota, Metazoa, Mollusca, Bivalvia, Venerida, Veneridae. Bases 135 to 1196 code for a protein of 353 amino acids.
AAUCAUUGUUCUUUUUACAGAGUGGGGAGGAAUGUUUUUGCGGAAAUGAAAUAAGGGUUUCUUUAAAGUCAUCACAUUGUACAUACGAAUGUGAAGGUAAUUCGGAUGAAUACUGCGGUGGUGAUUGGAAAAUCAUGAUAUACGACACACAGUCAAAUGAAAAUACGUCGACAACACCAUCAAGAGAAAAAGGUGUGAGUAGACAUCACGUGACUGAGACAAGCAAAAGUAACAGUCCACAGUCGAGUGUAACACACGUGACUGAGACUACCAAAAGUACCAGUCCACAGUCGAGUGUAAUUCACGUGACUGAGACAAGCAAAAGUACCAGUCCACAGUCGAGUGUAAAUCACGCGACUACGAUUAGCAAAAGUACCAGUCCACAGUCGAGUGUGAAUCACGUGACUGAGACAAGCAAAAGUACCAGUCCACAGUCGAGUGUAAAUCACGUGACAGAGACUAUCAAUAGUACCAGUCAACAGUCGAGUGUGAAUCACGCGACUGAGACUAGCAGAAGUACCAGUCAAAAGCCAGCAACAAAUCAUGAUACUUUAUCUACACUUGAACCAGUGAGGAAAACGAACACAGGCGAUGACAAAACUCCUGUUUCCUAUUUGUAUAUUUUAUUGCCAGUGGGAAUUGUCGUUAUAGCGGUGACAUUGGUUAUAAUUUUCUGUAAGAGUCGGCUCCGUUGUAAGAAAGAUUCCGAUCCAGUAGCUUCCAAUAGUGUGGUGUACGCUGCACCAUACAGCACGGCAUACCUUACUCCUGUACAUGAAACCGAACUUGAGCAUACAAGUGAAAUGAGAUCUGGGAAUGUUAAUGAUGCCAACAUUGGUAAUGACGUUUAUGACAGAGCUGGAAAUUAUACAGGAGAAUCGGAGGAUUAUAAUGUGAUCAACCUCAGAUCAAAUAAUAAGACUGUUCACAAUGAUUCAUAUGACACUUUGCAGGAACAUAAUGCUUGCUCGCCAGGUGACAGUAAUACGAUCUACAAUAAACUAAAAUUGUUUAACAGUGGGAAUCAAAAUAAAAGUGAGCUAUUGUAUGAUCAAACGGAUAAAGGAUCGUUAGAGAGUAAUGCUAAGAGACACUCGGUACACAAUGAUACAGAAUUAGUCCAAGGAUUCGAUGAAGAUAAGAAAAAAAGUGUUAAAGACAACAUUUAUGCUAAUGAAGAUGGGUAUAGUAAUUGACACUAAUUUAAAAUAGAGUUUCGACUCCGUUGUUAAAAUAUACCACAGUGAUUUAAUGUCAAAGACUUUUACCACUCGGUUUACGAACGCCCCUAUCAAUAACAAUAGCAAAGUAACUAUAAAACAGCAACAAGUUACCAAUGUUCAUGUCAAACAAUGGUUCAGCUGUUUUAUUUUGAUAGCAAACUUGAUCAUGAAAUGGAAUGAUGUAACAAUCGUUAAUGAAAAAGUAACACCACCAUGUCCUGUAUAACAAGUAUGAUAUCUAACCAAUUAAUUGUAAUUAUACCAACAUCAUUAUUGAUAUCUCUCCUAAUAAAACGCUUUUUAAUUAUGAUAAUUUUGGCAACUCUUGUAACAGUACCGUUUACAAAAUAGACAAAAAUACUAACCCAAUAGAACAAAAUUGAAAUCAAAAUUAUAAAUAUGUCAGCUACUAUUUUCCAUCCAGAAAUUUUACUUUCCAUUUUUCUUAUUAUAUCAAAACACUUUCCAAUGUAAAUUUAAAUAUUGCAAGCUUUUCUUAUAUAAACGUAUUAGUAAAUGACAGGAUAAUCCUGUCAACGAGAAAUAAAAUCACAUUAAACAACAUUAUUUUAUUUCUGUCAACGCUUCUACCGUCAAAUGCUUUGUAUAAAAAACGUAAACCAUUACAAAUAUCAGUCUUUAUAAAAGCAACCAUUUCUUUUCAUUCUAAUGCUGAGAGAAAUACUAAGAUAUGUUAUUGUUAAAAAAGUGGGGGUGAUAAUGUAAUUUCUUAAAAUACUCGUUACUGACAAAACAUAUUUAAGAAAAUUUCUUAUGGUCAUAUGAGUUUUUGAUGAUAAA